CAGCUUUACUUUGCGUAAGAGUGAAACAGCACUGAUCCAAAUAAAAAAGAUGGUGUCGUCACUUCGCUCUGAAUGAUACUCUCUCUAUGCUAAUAUUUAACUCUAUGCGUGACAACCGACAUCGUCAUGUUUAAAGAGGUUAAUUUUUUGUAUCUCUGCAGUUCUUCUUCUAGACCUCUCACGAGUAAUUCACGCGGCACAAACAGCACACACAGACUACAGACAUCUAUUUCAAAAUCGAAGAUAUGGCAACUCCACAAGCUGUCAUUCAUUUGCGCGUGGAAGGUAAAUUUGUGAUGCGCCGUCAUCAAAAUGCAGGAGCAGAGAAUUAGAAGAAUAGAAGAUUAUUAUAGAAGCUGUAGCCUGUCCUGUAGCUGAUCAGCUGAUAUGGUGACUGAACUGAACACAGAGAACACAUAGCUGAGCUGAAUCUGAAGCUGAAAGAGACAAGAGAAUGAUUUUUUAGCUGUGCCAUACGAUACUGUCCAAUAAUGCAAAUUUAUGCAAAGCAGGGUACAUAAAAUCAAAUAUGGAAAUGAAACAAGAAGCUACCGAAAAAACUUGUGAAAUAAAGGUAGAUGAGACGUGUGUUGGUCCUUUGGAUGCUAUCGAAAUUAAGGAAGAACCUAAGAGAGAAACUGCAAACGACGCAUUUGAUUAUUUAGACUCAAAAAAUGUGGUAUUCCUAAAAACUGAAGUAGAACAAGAUGAAUAUAAAUUUACACCGUUUGAAGAAAAGCAAACAACCAAUGAAGAAAGUAAGUUAUUCCCAGGAAGAGAACAAAAUGGAAAUUAUCGAAACGUCGAAUUCGUCUCACAAAGGAAAAUAUGCAGGCCUACAUCACAUCGAAGGAAAAAUGUUAAGUAAAAAUAUGAAAAUUGGGACUCGACAGAAACUGCACAAGUGUGAAAUUUGUUUUAAGAAAUUUAAUCAAAGAAGUAAUUUGAAAAAACACUUGAGAGUGCACACUGAAGAAAAACCGUACAAGUGUGAAAUUUGUUUUAAGCAAUUUAAUCAAAGAAGUAAUUUGACAAAACACUUGAGGCUACACACUGGAGAAUCACCAUACAAGUGUGAAAUUUGUUUGAGACAGAUUGGUGAUUAUAAUAAUUUGAAAAGACACUGGAGAGUGCACACCGGAGAAAAACCGUACAAGUGUGAAACUUGUUUUAAACAGUUUGGUGAAGCAUGUGGUUUAAGAAGACAUUUGAAAUUGCACACUGGGGAAAAACCAUACAAGUGUGAAAUUUGUUUAAGACAGUUUGCUGAUUCUGGUAAUUUGAAAAAACAUUUGCGAGUUCACACUGGAGAAAAACCAUACAAGUGUGAAAUUUGUUUAAGACAGUUUGCUGAUGAUAGAAGUUUGAAAGUACACUUGAGAGUGCACACUGGAGAAAAACCGUACAAGUGUGAAACUUGUUUAAAGCAGUUUACGACUGCAACUAGUCUGAAAGUACACUUGAGAGUGCACACGGGAGAAAAACCACACAAGUGUGAAACUUGUUUAAGGCAGUUUACUACGAAAGGUGAGUUGAAAAAUCAUUUGAGAGGGCACACUGGGGAAAAACCGUACAAGUGUGAAACGUGUUUUAAGCAGUUUGCUCGUUCAUUUGAUUUAAAAAAACAUUUGAGAGUGCACACAGAAAAACAUUUGAGAGUGCACACUGAAGACAGUCCUUACAAGUGUGAAUUUUGUUUUAAACAGUUAGGUGAAGCACGUGGUUUGAAAGCACAUUUAAUACGACAUAGUGGAGAAAAACCUCACGAGUGUGAAAUUUGUUCCAUUCAAUGUUAUAGACCAGCUGAUGUGACAAAACAUAUGCGAUCGCACACGGGAGAAAAACCGUACAAGUGUGAAAUUUGUUUUAAACGAUUUUCUCGAAAUGGUGAUUUGAAAGUACACUUGAGAGUGCACACUGGAGAAAAACCAUACAAGUGUGAAAUUUGUUUAAGACAGUUUGCUGAUGAUAGAAGUUUGAAAGUACACUUGAGAGUGCACACUGGAGAAAAACCGUACAAGUGUGAAACUUGUUUAAAGCAGUUUACGACUGCAACUAAUCUGAAAGUACACUUGAGAGUGCACACGGGAGAAAAACCACACAAGUGUGAAACUUGUUUGCGGCAGUUUACUACGAAAGGUGAGUUGAAAAAUCAUUUGAGAGGGCACACUGGAGAAAAACCGUACAAGUGUGAAACGUGUUUUAAGCAGUUUGCUCGUUCAUUUGAUUUAAAAAAACAUUUGGGAGUGCACACAAAAAAACAUUUGAGAGUGCACACUGAAGACAGUCCUUACAAGUGUGAAUUUUGUUUUAAACAGUUCGGUGAAGCACGUGGUUUGAAAGCACAUUUAAUACGACAUAGUGGAGAAAAACCUCACGAGUGUGAAAUUUGUUCUAUUCAAUGUUAUAGACUAGCUGAUGUGAAAAAACAUAUGCGAUCGCACACGGGAGAAAAACCGUACAAGUGUGAAAUUUGUUUUAAACGAUUUUCUCGGAAUGGUGAUUUGAAAGUACACUUGAGAGUGUUGGAUAUAGAUAAAUAAAUUAAAUAUUUUUAUAGCAGUGCCAUCUACUGGCCGCUUUACUAUUUACUGUAUAGUGUGUUGCUUUCAUCGUUUGUUUAACAAGUAGUCCUUAAAAUACAGCCAUUGGGUAAACAA
This is a messenger RNA of Diabrotica virgifera virgifera (western corn rootworm), 2660 nucleotides long. RefSeq names its product zinc finger protein 501-like. NCBI's taxonomy places the organism in Eukaryota, Metazoa, Arthropoda, Insecta, Coleoptera, Chrysomelidae. Gene Ontology annotation, molecular function: RNA polymerase II cis-regulatory region sequence-specific DNA binding; DNA-binding transcription factor activity, RNA polymerase II-specific. The transcript is spliced from 2 exons. Gene Ontology annotation, biological process: regulation of cytokine production; negative regulation of transcription by RNA polymerase II; regulation of immune system process. The record is from RefSeq and is a predicted model, not a curated record. Bases 708 to 2543 code for a protein of 611 amino acids.